CAGUGAUAUGAAACACAUACGGUUAUUAAGUACAUCAUCAGAAAAGCAGAAAGUUUUACCAACAUAAUAAAAGGAUUUGAAUACAAAAAUGUGUAUUAACCAUUUUUGCUUAUUGAUUCUAUUUUUUAAUGUUUAUGAAGGGAUAAGUGUAGAAACAGUGUGUCAAAAUCGAGGACGUUUUCCAAACAAUGAAGAUCUAGACUGCCGAGGAUACACUAUGUGCUUGAUGGGUGCUGGAGGUUACGCGAAGUUUGAUCUUCUUUGCCCGGAAAACUCUGUCUAUAGUCAUCAAGAAAACCAAUGCACUAACGUUACUACAUACCAAUGUCUACCUGAAUAUAAUUGCACUCAAGAAGGCAAUUUUGUCUACCAAUCUAGUGAAAAUUGCACAUCUUACGUAACCUGUGUUAAAGAUUUAAGAGAUAUAAUAACAGCAAGACUUAUUUCUUGUGAAUUCAAUGAAGUAUUUAGUCCCUCACAAAUGAUGUGUGUUAAUGAAACUUUAUAUAAAUGUAAUUUCAAAACUGAACCGCCCAAAGUUCUUGAGGUCUCGAUCGAUCAGUUGCCGAACUUAUCAGGAAAUUUCUCUCUUAAAAACAGUGCCACACGCUUGAGCAAGCUUCUUGCAACAAAAAUUACCUUCAUUGCUUUAAUAAUUUUAAAAUAAACAUCUGAAAAAUUUA
This is a messenger RNA of Pararge aegeria (speckled wood butterfly), 683 nucleotides long. RefSeq lists its product as uncharacterized. Bases 89 to 667 code for a protein of 192 amino acids. Gene Ontology annotation, cellular component: extracellular region. The record is from RefSeq and is a predicted model, not a curated record. NCBI's taxonomy places the organism in Eukaryota, Metazoa, Arthropoda, Insecta, Lepidoptera, Nymphalidae. Gene Ontology annotation, molecular function: chitin binding. The transcript is spliced from 2 exons.